This is a messenger RNA of Entamoeba invadens IP1, 933 nucleotides long. Its product is annotated as serine/threonine protein phosphatase 2A catalytic subunit alpha isoform, putative. Gene Ontology annotation, molecular function: protein serine/threonine phosphatase activity. The record is from RefSeq and is a predicted model, not a curated record. Lineage: Eukaryota; Evosea; Mastigamoebida; Endamoebidae. Gene Ontology annotation, biological process: mitotic cell cycle; peptidyl-serine dephosphorylation. Gene Ontology annotation, cellular component: cytosol. The transcript is spliced from 2 exons. The coding region runs from base 1 to 933 and encodes 310 amino acids.
AUGGCUUCCUUUUUCAGUGAAAGUAAUUUGGACCGUAUGAUCGAGAACUUGAUGAAUUUGACUCUCAUCCCUGAAGACGCACUCCGAGCGUUGUGCGACAAGGCACGAGAGAUUUUACUGAACGAACCUAAUGUGAUUAAGGUCGAAUACCCAAUCACUAUAUGCGGCGACUUACAUGGGCAGUUCCACGACUUUAAAGAAGUUUUUAACAUUGGAGGUCGCUUGCCAGACACAAACUAUUUGUUCCUCGGAGACUUUGUCGAUAGAGGGUUUCACUCUAUUGAAACCGCUAGCCUUGUUGUUGCACUGAAAGUCCGAUACCCACACAGAGUCUUUCUUUUGCGUGGAAACCACGAGUCACGACAGAUCACACAGAUCUAUGGGUUUUAUGACGAGUCGAUCAAAAAAUACGGAAGCUCCGACGCGUGGCAGAUACUAACCAAUUUGUUUGACUGCUUACCGCUCGCAGCAGUCAUCGACCAACGUUACUUCUGUGUCCAUGGUGGGUUAUCUCCUUCUUUGAAAAAGAUCGAUCAGAUCUCGAUGCUCAAUCGAGUCAGAGAAGUCCCACACGAAGGUCCGAUGUGUGAUUUAUUGUGGUCCGAUCCUGAAGAAAAGAUUGGAUGGGAAAAGAGUCCAAGAGGUGCCGGGUUCAUAUUUGGGAAAGAUGCGUCUGACCAAUUCAAUCAAAUUAAUGGGACAGAAAUUAUCGUACGAGCACAUCAAAUGGUGAUGGAAGGCUAUCAAUGGAAUCAUAACAAGACUUUAGUCACAGUGUUCUCCGCACCUAAUUACUGCUAUAAAUGCAACAACUUAGCAGCUAUUAUGGAGUUGUCUGACACUGGAGAGUACUCAUUUUCUCAAUUCUCACCCGCACCAGUACAGGACGACAUGCAGAACACUAAGCACGUACCUUCGUUCCUUUUCGAAUAA